Eimeria acervulina is the source of this 14847-nucleotide messenger RNA. RefSeq lists its product as hypothetical. The record is from RefSeq and is a predicted model, not a curated record. NCBI's taxonomy places the organism in Eukaryota, Apicomplexa, Conoidasida, Eucoccidiorida, Eimeriidae. The coding region runs from base 1 to 14847 and encodes 4948 amino acids. The transcript is spliced from 7 exons.
AUGGCGGCCAGCACCAUGCAGCAGCAACUGCUGCUGCACCUUCUAGUGCCGCCGUUGCUGUCUCUGGCGUUCUUCUUGCUGGCUGGUUUGCUGCUGCCCCCAAUCCUCUCCUUCCUGCUUCCUCGUCUGCUUAGACGGGUACUUAUUAAGAGGGUCCACAAGAGCAGCAGCACCAACACAGGCAGUAGCGGAAACGCCUGUAGCAGCAGCAGCAACAGCAGUAGGAGCCACACCAAUGCAGCAGAAGAGCGGAUUCUGCCUGCUGCUGUUCCAUCGGAAGAGGUAGAGCAUGGGCUGGGAUUGCCGUUAGCAGCAGAAGCGGCAGAGGCAGCAGCAGCAACCGGCGCACCUCCUGCUGCGACGAAUAGCAGCAGCAGCAACAAUACCAGCAGCAGCACAAGGUGUCUGUACUUGACUUGCGAGUCGCUGCAGCACAGUGGCUUUCUGAGUUUGAAGAGUGCCGUCAUUUUGCUUGAGGAGGAGGUGACAGAACACUGCGUCUCCUGCUGCAGCAGCAGCAGCAGAAAGAAGAUAGGGAAGUGCAGCAGCUGCAUCACCCACAGAAGAAGCGAGACCCGUCUUGUGGUUUCAAGUCUGCGCCUCUCACUCAGCCAUAAGGAGGGAGAAGAGACACCCAGCCCCUGCAGCAGCAGCAGCAGCAGCAGUGACAACGCCGCCGAGUGCAACGGGGAGGCACGACCAGGAUUAGCAGACCCUAAAGCAGCAGGAAGCAGCAGCUGCUGCAGCAACAGCUCCGACAACAGCAGCGCUGAUAGGAACAGCAUCACGAGCGGGAGCAGUUGCAGCAGCAGCAGCAGCAGCAGCAGCGGCAACGGCAGACUCCUACGGGAGAUCCUGGCGCCUUUCUCCUUCCUCUUUGGCUGCUUUCUGCUGAUACGUCAGGCGCUGCAGCAGAGUCGCUGCAGCAGCAAACGGCCCCUCAGCAGCCGUGUGCUGCUCAGCGCAGGGCGAGUAUCGGUCACCUGCCGUCUGCAGAACAACAGCAGCAGCAGCAGCGGCAGCAAAGGAAAUGCAGCAGGAUCGGCCGGGAUGUUGGGAGCGCAAGACUCCCAGAUAGCACCCACUUCAUCAGCAGCAGCAGCAGCAGCAGUAUCACCACCAAGCCCCAGUUUGCUGCAGUUCGUGCUGCGGCUCUGCCUGCUGCAUGCAGUGGCUAGAACCUGCGCAUUUAGGGCAGGUUGUAUUGAGUUGCUGGGGUUAAUAGUGCUGCCACCACCGCCGCCGCCGCAGCAGCAGCAACAGAAGCAGCUGCAGCAGCAGCUGCAGCGCUCAGCGGAGAAGCAGCAGCAGCAGCAGCGAUCACGGGAGCAACAACAGAGCAGCCAGCAGCAGAGCGAGUUCAGCAGCGUGGGGGUGUUGCUGACGGCCAAUGAGCUGCUGCUGCUGCCGUCGGCAGCAUUUGCGUCGUUGCGGUUGCAUGCAGCAGCACCAAAAGGCAUUUGCUGCCGCUGCUUUGUGGAUGCAGCAGGCUGUCUGUCCGUGCUGCCAUCUGACCUGAUAACCGCUGCUGUUGCUGCUGCUCGCAGCUCAGCAAAAUUUGCAGCAGCAGCACACACAAGCGACAGCCGUCCCGCAGCCGGCGCUGCAGCAGCAACAGCAGCAGCCGGGUGGCUGCAGCACAAACGGCCGCCGACUCUCCAGGACGUGCAAAGGGAAGCAGCAAGCUGCAGCAGCAGCAGCUGCCAGGACAUAGCGGCUCCUGUGCAUGUGCCCGUGAAUGCUCCUGAUUCGCCGGCAGCUUCCCAGAGCAGCAGCAGCAGCAGCAGCAGCAGCUUCCCACCGGCGAGAAGGUGGUGGUGGCGCGGAGCCGUGGAAGCAGACAGGCAAGACGCAUCUGUCUCUGCUCCCACGUAUUUGUCUCAUUUGAUGUCUCUGUACUGUCUUGACACCGUAACUGCUUCAGGGCUCCGAGAAGCAACUGCUGCUCCCGUUGCUCCCGGUGCUGCAGCAGCUGCAUCAGCAGCUGCAGCAACAGGAACAGGAGCAGCAGCAGCAGCAGCAAAGAGGUGGCUCUCGCCCAUCGAGGCUGCCUGCCGGGCACGGGGCGCUCUUCUGCUGCCUGAGCAGCUGCCACCUGCUGCGCUACUGCUGCCGCCUGUGCUGCACACCGAAGAAGCAGCAGCAGUUACUGUGCUGUUUGACUCUGGCUUGAGCAGCAGUAACAGCAGCAGCACAUGCACUGCGCGCGCGGUGUAUGUUCACACCAGUGGGACUGUUGCCGUCAACCUCCUGUCCAAUCUCCUUGCCAGGGUUAUUGAGGCGUAUUGGAGGUGUAGGAGCGGCAUCAGCAGCAGCAGCAACAACAACAACAGCAGCAGCAACAACAGCAGCAACAGCAGCAGCAACAGCAGUAGCAGCAACAGCAGCCCUCAGGGAGGAGACUCCUUGGACAGUAAGGAAACUGGAGACACUCAAACACCCAGAAGCCCGGUAGUUGCGCGCAGGAGGAGCAGCAGCACUAGCAGCAGCAGCAGCAGCCGCACCGACAGCAACAUGCAGCAGCACACGCUGCCUGUUCUGGUAUCGGUGCCGCGUUUGCUGGUGCACGUACUCGAGCGCAGCAGCAGCAGCGCUUUGCUGCUGCACGCCGACGGAGUGCUGCUGCAGCUAGAGACAUUAGUACGCCGGCAGCAGCAGAAGCUCAAGACAACUAGCGGCGGCUUCCAGCAGCAGCUGCAGCAACUGCAGCAGCUGCAGCAGCGCCUUGCGGAAGAGCAGCAACGGGACUGCAUGCCGCCAUUAUCUUGCUUGGGGGCUGCAGCAGCCAUGAACAAAGAAAACGGUAGUGGCGGCGCAAGCAGCAGCAGCAACAGCAGCAGCAAUAACAGCAACAGCAAAAUAAUACGCUUUGCCGUUUCUACGGGCAUCUGCAGGCUCUCCACUGCUAACGUCCCCUCCUGCAACAACACCUCUGCUGCUGCUCCUGCUGCUGCAACUGCAGCAACGAACACAUCAGGUGAAGCAGCAGCAACAGCAGCGCGCAGGACGGCAGCAGCCGCAGAGGCAGCUGCAGCCCUUCACUCACUCUCUUGUCCGGGCCCCUCACAAACCAUUGCACGCGACAUCGCAACAAAUGUCCCGGUCCAGGCUCCUGAGGCAGCAGCAGCAGCAGUUGCAGCAGUUGCAGCAGCUGCAACCCUGACACCGGGAGCAGCAGCACCCUCACCUGCAUCAGCAAGAAUAACAGCAAAUAAGGCGCAUGCAAAAGCAGCAGCAACAGUCUCCACGAAUGCAGCAGCUGCAGCUGUAUCUUUCUUCGUUGGCGCGGGUGAACUGGUGCGCCUAAAGCAAGCUUACAGCAGCAGCGGCAACAGCAGGAGCAGCAGCGGCUGCGUGUGGCUGCUCAGUGAUGACGAAUGCUUGGGGGAUCGUUGGAUCCCGAGCGCAUGGGCUUUGACUGGGUGGUGUGGGGUGCUGCUGGUGAGCUGCAGCAGCAGCAGCGUGGAGAUAAAGCCUUUGAGCGAGGUGACAAGAAUAGGGGUGUACGGACAGGUGCAGCUGCGGCCUCUGUAUCAGCAGCACGUUAGGAUCGUGCUGCCGGGGGGCUGGCUCCACUGGCGAGAAGAAGGCCUUUUGUUCUGGGUGAUGCUGCUGCUGCAUCUCCGUGGAGUGUACAGACACUGGAAAGACCGCGCGAAGAUGCUGCAGCUGGGUGCUGCUGCUGCUGCUGCUGCUGGCACCAGCAGCAGCAGCAGCAGCAGCGGAGACAUGUUUAGUGAGUCGCCCAUCGGGACCGCUGGAGCGGGGCUUGCUUCCGCUGCAUCAGGCGGAGCAGCAGAGAGAGGAGAAGGAGGAGGAGAAGCAGCGGAUGCAGCGGCGGGCGGCUGGGGAGUCCACGCAGGAUGGGGAGGAGCGAGCGGAGCUGCAGCAGCCGCAGCAGCAGCAGCAGCAGCAACAGCAGCAGCAGACCUGCCUUUUUUGGCCUCUAGCUGUCCCUUUUUCUCUGGGUUCGAGUGGCGCCCGAGCCUCCGCGCCUUUGCUGCUGCUGUGAAGGACCUUACCUGCGUUGAAGGCCUCACUCCAGAGUCUUUUCAUUUACUUGCACGCAACUUUGCUGUCUACUCCCCUGCUGCUGCGCUGCACCUGCAGCACCAGGAACAGCAGCAGCAGCAGGAACAGCAGCAGACGCAGGAACAGGAACAGCAGGAACGGGAACAGGAACAGCAGCAGGAACAGCAGCAGCAGCAGGGACAGCAACUGCAAUCAGAACCACAGCAGCUCGAAGGCAAGCAGCAGCAGCAGAAGCAGCAGCAAGCACUUCUGCGGCUGCUCGUCCCUACAAUGCAUAUUCACAACUCCUCUCUCGCUGGCGGAGCUGUCAUCGCUGCCCUGCCAGUACACGUGCAAUCCAUGUACGUUCAUAGCAGCAGCAGCAACAGCAGCAGCAACAGCAGCAGCAACAGCAGCAGCGGCACUGGCAUGGAGGAGCUGAGCCCCUGCUCUGCACUGUCGUGUUUUCGUUCUUUGCACCUUCAAGUUCACUCGCCGAUUCACGGGCAGCAGGAGGAGCAGCAGGAAGAGCAGCAGGAACAGCAACAGCAGCGGGAGCAGCAGCAGCAACAGCUGCAGGGACAGCUGCAGGAGUGCGAGCUGCAUGCAUGCAGAGAGACUGGAGAGACAAUUCUGUCGGAUUUGUGCAUUUGGGUACCCCAGAGCGGGCGGUCUGUGAAGGUGUCAGUGCAGCGAGCCAGCAGCUUCGCGCUGCAGCAGCAGCUGCUGCUGCCGCUCUUUGCUCUUGUAGAGGCGGUGCAGCAUGACCUGCUGCAGCCUUCCCUUACAGCUCUCAAACUGGACGACCGUUUGGUGGGGGGCCCGGAGCCCGUGCUGCAGAUUCAGGUGGGUGGUGUCUCUGUCUCUGUUGCUCGCCGUUUUGCUGUUGAGGCAGAAGAAGUAACAGUGAACAUACACCCCGUCGCUCUACAGCAAACCCCCUCGGUGCUACGCCUGCUAGUGCAGCAGGAAAUCGAGCGUAUGCAGCAGCUGCAAGCGGCGCACCUGCGACAGCUGGCAGAAAUAACAGCAGAAUCGGCAGGCUCGCGCAGGCAGCAGCAGCAGCAGCAGCAGGUGCAGCAGAGGGAGCAGCAGCAACCGCAUGACAGCGAGGACUGCAGCAGCAAAGGGAAGCAGACCGAAGAGACUUUCUUCCCUCAUGUUGAUAUUUUGGUGAAAUCUCCCCGAGUCCACUACCUAGCCAGGGACUUCCAGCAGCAGCAGCAGCAGCAGCAGCAGCAAGAGUCGGCCCAGCAGGACCAGGGGCUGCGGCAGCACAGGGAGUCGAUGCCCCCUCUCUUUAGAGGCGAUACCAUUCGGGUGUCAGUACACCGCAGGCAUUGGGAGCUAGGGGACGUCAGCCAGCAGCAGCACCAACAGCAGCAGCACGAACAGCAACAGCAGCAGCAGCAGCCGCUGUAUAGCGACGCUCAGCAGUGGGUGUGUACGUCUGUUGAGGGGGCGACUGUGCUGUAUGCAGAGACCCUUGACUUUGCAUGUCUUGCUGAAGCAGCAGCUGAUGCAGCGCAUGCAGUGGGGCCCCUUGUCCGGCAGGUUGCAGCAGCAGCAGUGGCGUAUCAGCAGCAGCUGCAGCGCCACAAGACAGCUUCCCUUGCUGGCGGUCGUCUUGUCCGCUGCAGCUACGAACCCCACGAGCUCCUUUCCCCUGUUGCUGCUGCUGCUGCUGCUGCUGCUUCCAGAGGCGGCACUGCAGCAGUGCAUGUCACUCCGAUGUACGUUUGCUUCUCCCAAGUGUACGUGGCCUGUUUACGGAGGUCAGCAGCAGCAGCAGCAACAACAGCGACCACUGCUGCCUACGGACGAGACGCUGCACGCGGUGGCUUGCUGCAGCCUGUUGCUGCUGCUUCUUCAGCAUCCUGUUGGGACAGAGACGCAGCCUGGAGCCGCAGCAGCCGGAGCAACCACAGCAGCAGCAGCAGCAACAGCAGCAAAAGCAGCAACCACUGCGGCAGGGGACGCAGCAGCAGCAGGGACAGCGGAGACAGCCGCCGCAUAAGGCAUCGCGAUCGUUCAGUUGUUGGGAUGUCUGCGGAGACACCAGUUACUACUGACGUGGACGGCAGCAGCAACUGCAGCCUCCGCCGCCGCAGCAGAAGCAGCAGCAGCAGCAGCAGCAGCGGCAGGGAGAGCAUUAAAGAGCUGCCUCUUCUUGGUCUAAGAAGGCAAAUGACAGCUGAGGUAACCAGGUGUACACGGAGCUCCUUGACAACUUGCAGCAGCAACUUGAGGGACGUCAGCGGAAGGCAGCAGCAGCAGCAGCAGCCGCAGCCAGAGCAGCAAGAGGAGCAGCAGCACGAGCAAGACGAGGACGAAACCCUUCCGCUUCCGCUUCAGCCUGCUCUCUGUCCGUUUGCGGACCCUGCUGUGCGUGCUGCUGUGCCAGCUGUACGUACACCUGAAGUGGUGCAGCUGCUGCGGCAGAAGCUGCAGCAUCGGCGUGCUGCAGUAGACAUGACUUCUUGGGUGGCUGUGGGCCGCUGCGGCAAUCCGCUGCAGCGGUUUCAGCAGCAGCGGGGGCAGCAGUACCAGCAGCAGCAACAGCAACAACAACGGAGGCACGCGCUACAGCGCGCCCUCCUCCGGCGCCUUUCGCAGCAGCAACAGACGGGCGUCGGUAGCGGCGGCAGCAGCACAUGGUGUACAUUCACCCCAGUUGCAGCAAUCAAGGUGGAUAGAGUAGCAGCUUGCGUUGAUGACUUCCUAAGAGCAGCAGCAGCAGCAACAACAGCAGCAGUCCUGGUGCUGCCGCCUCCUCAUAGCACCUAUCGUACCUUGCAGCUGCGCGUGCAGUCUCUGGAGCUGCUGCUGUUUGGAGACGAACUUCAGCAGCGACUGCAGCACCAGCAGCGAAGGCUUCUGCUGCAAGACCAGCGGCUGGUGCGGCAGCACCUGACGCGACUCCGCAAGACCAAUCCAGAGUUAUUCGGGUGUGCGGACAGGUCCGCUGCUGCUGGUGCUGCUGUUGCUGCUACAGGAGCAGCGCAGUCUCCCGUGCUGCUUCUGUCUUCCGACCAAGUGGAUGUACAGUUUGCUUCCCUUAAGCUGACUUCAGCAAAGUCCUUGCCAUGCCCCUCAGGCAACAGCAGCAGCAACAGCAGCAGCAGCAGCAGCAGCAGCAGCAACGGCAGCAGCAGCAACACUGUAGACGGGGAAGCGGAAGAUGUGCGCCGGCUGUUGUUACAGCCACAGAACGUUACUGUACGAUUUACGCAAAGCGCAGCAGCAGCAGCUGCAGCAGCAGCGGCAGCAGCAGCAUGGACUCACAAAGUCUUUGGACCGAGUGAGGCCGUGGCGUUUGCUGCUGCUGCUGCGGCUAUCCAUGAAGAGCACACCGCAUGCGUCAGCUAUCGAGACAGCUGCUACAGCAGCACCAGCAGCAGCAGCAUCCCACCCGGUAUCACCAGCCAGACAGACAGCGCCAUGCAACAGCAGCAAAAGGAACAGCAGAAGACCCAGCUGCAACUUGAGGUUAUUUUGCUGCAAGACUUGCAGCUGCAGUUCGCACUGGAAGGCCUUUUGCUGCUGCGGCUGCUGCUGCCGGCGCUGCACUUGGGCGCAGCUGUCAGGUACCACGCGGCAGUAGCAGCAGCAGCAGCAGCAACGACAGCAGCAAGUGCGCGUGUCCAGCAGACAGCAAUGCAUCGCGCGUUCAGCAGCGAAAUUCCGGAAGCAGCAGGAGCGACAGCAGCAGGAGCAGAAAUAGGAGGAGGAGCAGCAGCAGAAACAGCAGCAGCAUGCAGCAGCUUUUUGCUUCCGCAGCUGCUGUCGGCAGACGUCUUGCUACAGCUGAGGCGCGGUCUUUGUUGCCUGGUCAACGAGCAGGCAGCAGCAGAGAUACCUGCUGCUGCUGCUGCUGAUGUUUCGUGUCCGCCACUGCUGCAGUUGGGGCAAGUGUUCGCACGCGCAAGCGUCUUUUUCCAGCAGGAGGAGCAGCAGGAGGAGCAGCAGGAGCAGCAACAAGAGGAGGAGCAGCAGCAACAGCUGAAGGUCGAAGCGCAGCUGUUCGUUAGGGGCAUAGAUGAAGACAAGCAGCAGCAGCAGCAGCAACAGGAACACCACACGAGAGACCAGAGGCGUAGCCCUGUACACAUUUGGGGGAGACACCACGCGCAGCAGCAGCUGCAGCAGCAGCAACUGUCACUCAAUGUAACUCCAGAACACGUUAUGCUGCUGCUGCAGCUGCUCUUCGGUAGCAACUGCAGCGGGCCUUGGCCUGACUACUGCAGCAGCGCGCCCCCGGAGGAGCAGCAUCAAGAGGAGCUGGAGCAGCAAGAUGAACCGGAGCAGCAGCAGGAAGGAAGCAGCUGGUUGGUUGCGGUGUACAGGGAGCUUCGGCAGCAAGCAGAUAUCCUCGUCAAGCUACGAGCUGCAACACGAGACUUGCACUUCCGCUUUGCCUUUGCUCGCUGCAGUCUUGCUGCUGCUGAGCUGCAUGACAUGCUGCUGCUGCGGCGACACCGGGCCGUGGAUCCAGAGAGCAGCAGCAGCUACAGGGGGUACGCCUAUGGACGCGGCCGCAGCAGGGAGUUCAAUGCAGCAACACAAGCAGCAGCAGCAGCCGACGCUGCUGCUGCUGCUGCCGUCGGUGCAGCCCCAGCUGCAGCCGAUGCCACGGACAGUCUACUCCGACAGUAUUCGCGGCAAGGUAGCGGGAGUUUAGAAGGUAAAAUGCUGCUGCAGCAGCAGCAGCAGCACAGGACCGGUGGCCCAGUAAAGCUGCUACGCAAAGGCUUUGCUAGCCUCCGCAGCAAAACUUUCUCCGAGUGGGUAGGCGUGACAGACAGCAGCAGCAGCGGCAGCGAGUUGGAGGCUGCAGCAGGCAGCAACAGCACGAAGACGCGCUCACCUAGGCAGCGGCAGCAGCAUCAGCAGCGGAAGUUGCUGCUGCAGGGAGACCUCUGGAAAAGCGUAUCGUGGGAAAACCGAACAGGCGGGCAGCAUCGGCAGCAGCAGAAACUGCAGCUGCAGCAGCAGCAGCAGCAGGAACAGCAGAGGCUGGGGCGCGAGGUGUCUUUGCAGCUGCAGCAGCAGGGUUUGUGGUUUGAAGGGCUGCAUACUUGGUCGGGAGAAGGUAGUGGGAGCGGCUUGCUGCGGGAGGAAUGGCGCAGCAGCAGCAACUUAAGCAGCAGCAAGAGCGGCAGCAACAUUAGCAUCAGCGACGCCUGUUACUGCUCUUCAGACUCAGCCCCGUCCUCCUCGGAGGCAACGAAGCCUGAGGCAUCCGAAGCAGCAGCAGCAGCAGCAGCACAAGCGGCAGCAGCAGAAGCGGCAGCAGCAGCAGCGGCAGCAGCAGCAGAAGGGACCCGCCUCUCCACAUGUGCUGAUGUUCUGGAGGACAUCAAGAUAAACCAGCUGAGACAGAGCGUCGUGCUGCUGCGGCAUCUGCUGCUCAGCUUCGAGUGUGACGACUUGCACUUCAGCCGCCGCAGCAGCAGGAGCAGCAGCACCAACGGCAGCCGCAGACAGCGGGCUGGCGCUGGCAGGGUUCUACACGCACAGCAGCGGCAAGCAGAGGAACAACUGCAGCAACAGCAGCAGCAGUUUGCUGCUGCUGUUUCUCGUCUAUGGGGGCUCACGCUGCCUCUCUAUCUCCCAACACCGUCUCCCCAUUUGCUGCCCGUGCUGCGCAUUCCGGGUGUCCGUAUAGAGCGGCAGAAGCUGCCGCAGCAGCAGCAGGAGGAAGAGGAGGAGGAGCAGCAGCAGACUGAUCCUUCCCAAUCGGCUUGCAUGCUACUGCACUGCCCCGUGCUGCUGCUGUCCCCCACAAGCCUCGCUCUUAUUAUCAGGUCUAUAGAUGUCGCGGAUGCAGCACGGCAGCAGCUGGAGCCGUACUUACACGUGCUGCUGCCACCGAAGAACGCGCAGCAGCAGCAGCACCCGCAACAGCAGCAGCGGAGCGCUCGCCGUCGCAAACGGCAGCAGCAGCAGAAGCAGCAGCGGCAGAUGUCCUAUGGAGCAAUGGAUUUGACGCUCAGGUGUAUAUACCCCCAAGUAAGCCUAAACUACAUUGAGCUGCAGCGCAGCCAGCAGCAGCAGCUGGUGCAGGAGGUCGCUGCGUUUAGCAGCCGCAACCGCAGCAGCAACAACAACAGCAGCCGCGCAGCACCUGCAGCAGCAGCAGCAGCAGACGUACUCUACGGGGAAACGGGAGACGGCUGCACCGCAGAAGGGAAGUGCUGCCAAGUCUCAGCAGCAAUGGCUGUUAAUCCGUUGCCGCUGCUGCAGCAGCACUCGCAGGUGGUAGAGGGGAUGUGGGCUGACAACAACAGGAUAGCAGCAGCAGCAGCAGCUACAGCAGCAGCCGCAGCAGCAGCAGCAGCAGGGGCCGAUGCUGACACAGCAGAAAGCCUGGAGGGUGACCGCAGCUGCCCCGGCAAGCAGCCUUGCGCUGCAGCAGCUGCAGCACGACUUGCUGCCUGGACAGCAGCAGCAGAAGCAGCAGCAGCAGCCCAGAGACCCCGCAGCCAUCGCCCAAAACUCACCAGCAGCAAGAGCAGCAGCAGCAGCAGCAGCAGCAAGCCCCACCUGGCGCACCCGGAUUUCGUUAAGGGCCACUCUACAUCUAAGCUUUCCUCACAGCUGCGCGGUGUUUGCGGCUGCUGCUGCCGCGGUGUUGCAGCAGAAGGGGCAGAGGGGAGGUCCACAGUAGCAGCGAAAGCAGCAGCAGCAGCAGCAGCACAUCCUGCUGUGCUGCCGUCGCUGCUGCUGCUGCCUCUUCCCGACCAAGACCCUGCCCUCUGUUCCCCCAUAGAGCUGAUUCAACAAACAUACAGCAGCCACAGCAGCAGCGACCUCCGCUCUGCUCUCUCGGCUGUACAGACAGCUCAGUUUGUCUUCUCUACUCCCCUUGCCGUUGCCAAGGCCAGGCUGGAGGUUGCUGCGGAGGCCGCAGCUGCUGUUCCUGCAGCGGGGCGAAGACAGCAGCAGCAAGAGCAGCAAAUGCAGCAGCAAGCGCAGCAGCAGCAACUGCAGCAGCACUUGCUGCUGGUAGAUCUGGUAUGUCGUGUGGGGCCCGUGUGCGGCUCCGUAGGCGCUCUUCACGUGGCGGGGUUGCUGUGGCAUCUGCCGCUAGCUGCUGCUGCAUCUGCUGCUGCUGCUGCUGCUAAUCCGUCACGGCAGCGUAGCAGCAGGGGAUUGGGGCUUUCCAGCAGCAGCAGAAGCCCCACACGCUACUUCCUCGCAGAGCAGCACGCGUCCUUGUGCUUUACCAGCAGCGAGAGCGAGCACCCCUCACCGUUUGCUGCAGCAGCAGGAGCAGCCUCAGCCCCUUCAACACCUGUUGCAGCAGCAGGGGGUCGUGCCAACCCAGGGCAGAACAGCAGCAGCAGCAGCAAAUGCAACAGCAGCCAGCUGCCCGCCGACUCGGCCGCGCAGCAGCCUGGAGCGCAGCAGCAAGACCCGCAUGCAAAAGGCGUAUGGGGGGAGGCAAAGAACGGCAGCAACAGCAGCAGCAGCCCCAGCUCUGCUGCAGUGCCGCAGCUGCUGCGGCCUGUGCUGUGUAUUAAGGAAGUCUGCUGUCUACUUUCGCUGUCUCUCCCUCAACUCGGCUGCAGCUGCAAGUUGCUGUGCGGCAAUUGUCUCUUUGCUGCUCAUGCUGAGAGCUUCGCGAUGAUGCAGCAACUGCUGCACCGCAUGCUGCUGGCCUGCAACAUCAGCAGGACAAGGCCCGCAGCAGCAGCACCUGCUGCUGCUGCUCCUGCAGGAGCGGCGUAUCCAACUCCACCCCCUGCUGCUGCUGCUCCGCAUCCGCAUGCUGCAGACAAACAGCAGCAGCAGGCAACAGAAGAUAUGUCUGAAGGAAGCAGCAGGGUAGACGAGAAUACAACAGAAGCAGCAGCAGCAGCAAAAGCAGCAGCUCCAGACAACGCGAAUACGUCAGGAGCACCACAGCCCCACGGGCAUCAGCAGCAGCAGCAGCAGCACCAGCAUCACCUGCAGCAGCAGCACCAGCAGCAUCACCAGCAGCAGCAGCAUAGGCGUCUGCGUCCCUCUGCUGCACGGAAGCUGCUGCAUGCAUUCUUAGAGGAAGAAGCAGCAGCAGAUAUGGGCCCCUCGCAGCUGCCAGGCACCGCGAUGCCGCGACUGCAGCAGCUGCAGCAGACAGGACCAACUGCAGCAGCUGCUGCACUGUCUGAGCAGCAGCAGCAGCAAACCCCAGCCAAGCAGCAGCGCCGCCAAAUUUCCAUAGGAAUCCUCAUUGAAGAAGUUUGCUGCUCGUUGCUAAGCAGCGUCACCAACCUCCCCUUCUGCUGCAUUUGCUGCAGCGAUGCUGCAUGCAGCCUGCAGCUGCUGCUGCAGGACGAGAGGAACCUGCAGCUAGAAGUGGAUUUAGCAGACUGGAGGGUCUUAGAUCUCUGUCCCAAAGCAGCAGCAGCAGCAGCUGCUGCUGCUGCUGCUGCUACUGGUGUUGCUGCUGCUGGCACGGGCAGCGACAUGCCGCAGCUGCAAAAACCCCAGCAACAGCAGCGGCGGCUCGGCCCUUGGUCAAACAAGCUGCACCGGAAAGUGGCUGCAGCGGAAGCAGCAGCAGCAGCAGCAGCUGCUGCUGCUGCUACUACUGCUCCGGAGCCUGUUGCUGCUGCUGCAGGCUCAGGGGGCCAUCCAACUUGUGCUUCUUCUUGUUCUGAAGAGGCCCUAGGGACAGCAGCAGAAGCCGGAGCAACAGCAACUGCAGCAGCAACAGCAGCAGGCGACCUGCAUUCAGCAGCAGCAUUACGCCCUGCCCCAGUAGCGAAGGCUCCCGGCAGAGUUCGUGCGAAGCUACAGCAGCUGCUGCCAGCAAUGAAGCAGCGUGCUGCUGCUGCUGCUGCUGCUCCAGCCGCGCAGCUGCAUCGCCUUGUCGUUCAUGCAACAGCAGCUGCUACAGGACACAGGGCUUCUGCUGUAGGCAGCCGCAUGCAUGCUGCAGCACUUGCUGAUUCCUGUGAGGGGCACACAGCAGCAGAGGCAGAAGCGGCAGAGUCCCGUGAAGCAGCAGCAGGAGCUGCUGCUGCUGCUGAAGAUUCUUCCGCCGCAAAGUGGCCAUUGUUCGGAGAAAGCACGAAAAGCAAAUUCCUCAGCAGCAGCAGCAGCAGCAGCAGCAGCGAGGAGGAAGUAUCCGGGGGUCUAGGCAACUUAGCGGCCUACUCUGAUGACGAGCACACGCUGCUGUGUUCUAGCAGCAGCAGCAGCAGCAGCAGCAGCAGCAGCGGCGAGUCGAAGCUUCAGGACGCAGAAACAGAUGCAGCAGCUGCAGCAGAAGCGGCAGCAGCAGAUGCAGCAGAGGCAGCAGAAGCAGCAGAGGCAGCAGCAGCAGCAGCAGCAGACGCUGCCGACACCAUUGCCGAAGAGGAGCCCUCGCUGCUUCUCAAGCUGCGCGAGCAGUUUGCUGCCGAGAGCGCGUCCGCUGCAGCAGAUGAGGAGCCUGCAGCAGCAGCAUCAGCAGCAGCAGGAGCAGCAGCAGCAGUCUCGCAUCCAGCCCCCCAGAGGAGCUCUGCAGCAGCAGCAGUAGCAGAAGCAGCAGAGGCAGCAACAGCGGCAGCAGCAGAGCUGUGGAACCCCAAAGCAGCAGUUGACUUUGAGUCCUUCCCUAUCGCAACGACCGCAAGAAACGCUGCAGCAGCAAAGCAGGAGUUGCUGCGUGGUCUGCAGCAAGAGCAGCGGAGACGCGAGCGACAAAGACAAGAGCAAGAACAACAGCAGCAGCAGCAGCAACAGGAAGCGGAGGAGCAGCAGCAGCAGGAGAGACGCCGCAUCCAGCUGUCACAGCCCGCCUUCACUCUCUCUUACUUCUUGGGGAUUGUGCUGCCGGCUGGGGUAAAGGCCGUACGCAUUAUUUCGCCUCUGUUUGAGUUGCAGACACAGCAGCAGCAGCAGCAGCAGCAGGACGCAGCAGCAGCAACAGCAGCAGGAACUGAGGACACUCUGGGCGCAGAAGCAUGGAGACAAAAGGAAGGUCUCACUCAUAGACUGUCUGCGCAUGCAGUCUCACUCCGCUGCAGCCACAGAUUCGUUGUUCUCGAUUGCGGCCGCUUUCAGGUCUUUGACUAUUUGCUGCUGCACAUAGACCCCGUUCGGGUGUCUCUGACGUCUGCAUUCGUGGAGUGUAUAUACAGCUUCUUCUUUCCCCCUGCUGCACCGCAAGCUGUUGAUGCAGUGGCUCUCCUCGCGCCUUCAUUCAAGUGGCCUCCUGCUGCUGCUGCAGCAGCAGCAACAGCAGGAAGUCUCUGCAGUCAAAGCUCAGGAGAACUCACUUCACCAGCCGACGCUGCAGCAGCUGGUACUGCCUCUGUUGAUGCUGCAGGGCUGCGAAGGGGCCAAGGAGCAGCAGCAGCCGCAGCACGGGGAGAGCAGUCGCAUCUCUCUUGGACUGGCUCCAGGAGCAGCAGCUUUUCGGUUCAAGGAGGGGGGCAAAAAGCAUCAGCAGCAGCUGCACCAGCAGCAGAAGCUGCGCGGUGGCAGCCCUCGAGGACACAGCAGCAGCAGCAGCCGCUGCCGCUGCCACAGCCGCCGCAGCAGCAGAUGCAGCAGCAGCAGGAUCCCGGCCUUGGGGUGUACUUUCGCUUCGUCCGAGUGUCUCCUUUUGCUGCUGCUGUUACAUACAGAGGGGCAAUUCGGUUGGAUAAUGUUUUGGUGGAGCUGCGCGCCUUCGAAAUGCAGCACAAAUUAAAGCCCUUCAAAACCCUCAUCGACAAAUACAUCUGGUUCCUAGGAAAACAAGCGACAGGCCGUGUAAUAAGCCACAAGUUGCUGCUGCUGCUAAAGCGGAAGCGGCAGCAUGCAGGGGACAGCUUCUCUGAUCUGAAAAAGAGGGAUUUGCUGUUUGGUUCCAGGUAA